This is a messenger RNA of Recurvomyces mirabilis, 3291 nucleotides long. RefSeq lists its product as uncharacterized. The transcript has a single exon. The record is from RefSeq and is a predicted model, not a curated record. Lineage: Eukaryota; Fungi; Ascomycota; Dothideomycetes; Mycosphaerellales; Teratosphaeriaceae. Bases 1 to 3291 code for a protein of 1096 amino acids.
AUGAACGGCACCGCGAACAUGCAGGCUCAGACUCACCAGCCGCAAUACAACAUCUCGCCGCACUUCCUCCACGCCCUCCGUCAACAAGCAGAACAGGCAGUGCAGCAUCAAUACGCCAACAUGACUUCCGCCGCGAAGCAACAAAUGUUCGACAAUUGGACGGCGCAAGCACCGGUCGGGUACCGUGAUGCUGUGGUGGCAAAGCACGGGACUCAGGCGCUCAACUGGCUGUUGUGCAACAACGAGUACAAGGUGAGGGUGAACCGGUAUAUCCAGAACAUCGCGCAAGGCCAGAAUGGUCCUGCUCAGACGGAGGCGACAACUGCACCACCGUCACAACGGACACCACAUGUCCAGACGAAUGCGCUUUGGGGCCAAGCCAGUCACGCCCCACUGGUCGGCAUGCAGCAAGCGUUCACUCAGACCUCGCUUACGCAAACUCAGGGGCAGAUUUCCCACACGCCCUCACCAGCCACCACCGCGCCUACCAACUCCACGCCAACUCAGCAGCCCUUCAGUCUCCCUCACUCUGUUUAUGAUGCUAGACUCCACGCCCAGCAGUCUUUCCAAGCGAGGCCGGGUGCAGUGUCUGGAGCCAUUGCCGCACCAAAUUCCACGCCACAGUCAUCCCAUACUCUCAACAUCAUUGCCUCGCAACACGAACUCCACUCACGCAGGAUGCUCUCUAGAGGCCUGCGGAAUGGUCCAGCUGCUCAUGGCAAUCUCUGCGCGCAGCAUAAGAUCGUUGUCGGUGGUCAACAGAUGCAAAAGAAAUUCGCGCCGCAAGAGAAGCUCAUCGAGACGUUCACAAAGUACACGGCUUUCUUCCCCGUCUGCAGUACAUGCCGCACCCAAGAGGUCAAGAACGCUAUCCAGAAUACACCCGGCCCUUCAAAAAUGCCACCUAAUGGAUCCAUCGACACUUGCUCUUGCGCCUCGCACAUAAUGGCCGACUGCCCCUUUUGCGAGGUCGGGGGCAUCGAGACGAAGAAGCGACUCGCUAUGCAGCAGCGACAAGGUCAUGCUUCGGACUCAACACCGCGUAUGCGCUGCCAUUGCGGCAAGCCAGCAGAGUACGAGGAGGCUGUGAGGAAGUGUGCGGGUUGCGGCGGCAUCAGCACUCAGCCUGCUAAUUUUGCCGGCGAGCGGGUUAAGUUCUAUGCUGCGACCGAUGUGGUCGCGAGUGUUGGGGAUGGCCAGAAUGUGGUGAUGAAGUAUGUGCAGCAGUUGCCCUAUCAGGUGCAGCAGUCGCAGAAGCAGGCGCAGGCGGCGAGCAGUUCGAGUAUGGCACCGAUGCAGAAUACUCCCACAAUGACGCCAGGCCAUGGCACAUUUCAGCCAAGCAACAAGCGCAAGCUCGACCACGACUACGAUCAGACGCAGGAGCGAGCACCGAAACGUCAACUGCAGUAUCCUAUGCCUCGACAGCCGACUCCUCAGCACGACCACUCACAGUCAAUGCAGACCUUGCAACGCAAUACGCAGCUCGGCAAUCAGUCCGCCGGUCUUUCGCUGCCUAAGCAACUACCCACACCUCAGCUGAGAACCAAUCAUGCAUCAAGUCCGGCUGCAUACUCCCCACAGGCUGGCUCGUCACAAGUCGACAGUCCUGCUACACCGGCCAAGAAGAAGAGGGCUCCACGUGAGGAGAAGCGAACAGCAUCUCAAGCCGGCCUCGUGGCUCCCGUAGGCAACAACUACCCUCAACGCCGGCAGACCAUGCCGCCCAACCAUCAACCUUUGUACGACGCAGACAUAGCAUCUAGGCUGGCAUCCACGCUCGGUUUGAUCGUAAAGCCACACACCAUCGAGAUGGGCCAGCACGCCACUCCAUUCCACGUCAUGGCCACCCUCCUAGUCGAUAACCACUACAAUCAUAUCGACCACAGCACCUGGUUGUCCGCCUUGAAAGUCCUCGGCCUCAACGGCGUCGAGAUGGCGUAUCCGCAGCCGCAGAAGGGCUCCCAGCCGCUCUCAGGCGGCCUGAUCAUGGAUAAUUUGCGUAAUCUGGGUUUCAUGCAUAAUCACCAAGCGAGAACGAGACCUGGUGUUGACUGUGGAUGCUGUGCGCGGCAGCAUGCUUUAAUGCAGGGCGUGGUACCUUCUGGCCGGGUCUCGACGCCUCCGGCUCAGUUCAGUGAUCCGAAUAUGCCUUCGCCGGAGUCCGCGCAGGGUCGGAAGACCUCCGGGCAGCGAGCUAAGACUACGACUUCGUCUCAGGAGAACGAGAUCAUCGACUUGUCUUCGCCGGCUUCUUCGCCAAACGUCGCGACGCCUGAGCAGGCUAGGGCCGCUGAGCCUGGUGUUCAAGAUAAUACCGGGUUGACGGACGAGGAUUGGAUGAGUUUUGUCAAUUAUCCUGACAAUGCUACCGCUGAGCCGGGGAGUGAUGGGUCGUAUGAGCAAGAACAGCAACCAUUGGUUGAGGACACGAUCGCUGGUCAUGGUGCUAAGAAUAGCGAGCGGAGCUUGACGCAAAUCGAGGCGAAUCUUCUCGAGCUCCUUCAGGCGGACCGUCCUGCUCAAGAGCAGAGUGUUGCAACGAGUACUACGCAACAGCCGACGGUGCCGGCUGGUAGGGAUGAGUCGUGGGCGGGGUACUAUCCGGUCGGUCACCGAAAUCUCUCAAAUGGUGUAAACGAUCGGCUGUUUGAAGGCCUUGAGGGGGAGGCUCUUUUGGCUGUAGUUCGUGAGGAGUCAUUUGGCUCUGGUCCACCUGCUGUGCAAGAAACAGAGUCGGCCGUUAUUCCACAGGCGGUUGAGAUUGCGAAAGAGACGGGCGAUACUGUGGCCUGCGAACUCGCCAAUCCGAUCGCCACCGCUGAUGGUGCUGCCGAUAGUGCAGCAAGUGCUACAAACACCACCGCUUCCGAUCCUCCUUCGAGCGGUCAUGACACGAUCCCUCCCAGCGUGCAUAGCACCCCACCCACACUAGCAGGCAACGAGCAGACAUCAGAAGUAGAAGCAGAGAAACAGCAUGAUACUACUCCUCCAAUCAGCACUCCCGCUCCAGACUUCCUACCCCGCGUCCUAACACCCGAGGAGCAAGCUCAAGCCGACAGUAUCGGUACAAUCUUCGAUCUAGGUGAGGAUGAGCCGAGUUUCACUCAGGAGGGCAAUGGUGGCGAUGAGUGGGCUGUUUGGCCACCGGAGGAGGACGGCACUGCGCCGGCUGAGGAGGGUGGAGAGGAUGAGCUGCCUGAGCGGCCGGAGGGGUUGAUGUCGGCUGGGCAGUGGGAGGAGGUUAUGGGUAGUGGGGCGUUUGAUGAUCUGGGAAGUCAGUUUGAGUAA